AUGUCGGUACCAAUCCUCCCAAGAUGGCUCCUCUACCUACGCGCCUCCACAAUCCUCGUCAGUCUCGGCGUCCUCGUAGCUUCUGCCUACAAUCUCUCCCUCUACUCUAGCGGUGCAGUACCUACAUCAUCACCACCGGGAUUCCUCAUAUUCAAUUCGAUCCUGACAUGGAUCGUCCUCGGGGCGAUGCUCAUCCUCGAAAUCUUCCUCCCGAGAUUCUACCACCGCACAACAUUCAUCGGCCUCAUGCUCCUGAUCCCCAUCUUCUGGAUGGCCGGCUGGUCCUGGGCCGCGUCUUGGUCCAAUAGGCUGAGCGCCAUCCUGAACGGCAAUGACUCUUCCCAGUUUGACGGGACCGUCUACAAGGCCUUUUACGCUUCUCUGACUGCCGGUGCUGUUCUCGGAGCUGUCGUCUGGAUCAUGACGAGCAUCACCUCCUUCGUCUUCAUCCGGAUCUGCCUCCUCGACGUCACAGGCAGCGGGAAUACUGAUGCCGAACUUGUCGAGAGGUCAAAGUCGGAUGAUGCAUCUGACAAGCAAGCUCGAUUUGCCUAA
Geosmithia morbida is the source of this 555-nucleotide messenger RNA. RefSeq lists its product as uncharacterized. The record is from RefSeq and is a predicted model, not a curated record. The transcript is spliced from 3 exons. NCBI's taxonomy places the organism in Eukaryota, Fungi, Ascomycota, Sordariomycetes, Hypocreales, Bionectriaceae. The coding region runs from base 1 to 555 and encodes 184 amino acids.